Carassius carassius (crucian carp) is the source of this 2757-nucleotide messenger RNA. Its product is annotated as protein Niban 1-like. The record is from RefSeq and is a predicted model, not a curated record. The coding region runs from base 145 to 2757 and encodes 870 amino acids. The transcript is spliced from 14 exons. Lineage: Eukaryota; Metazoa; Chordata; Actinopteri; Cypriniformes; Cyprinidae.
AGUCUGAGAUGCUCGAGUCACAGUUUACUCGCGCUCGUCAUUACCGUUAUCUGACAGUCAAAAUAGGCGCUGCGCUUCAAAACCGAACCGGACAAACGGGAAAACGCCUCCGCUCGAGACCGCCGCGACAAACCACUCUGCACAAUGGGAGCAUCCUCAUCCAGUCUGUUGGACGAGAGUAAAAUAAGCUACAUACGAGGCCGGACAGAGGCUGAGCUGAAGAACUUUAGUCCUCAUUACAGACGGCAAAGCUGUGUCGCCUUCUUUUGCCACCUGAAGGAUGAGGUGGAGCAGCACAGAGCAGGACAGGCCCAGCUCCUCAAACAGAAGGAGCCUCUGCAGGCCUCAGAGGUCCUGUACACGGACAACGUGCUUUACUUUGAUGACAACAGAAAGUGGAGAGAGAGAUUUGUUGUGGUCCGUGCCGACUAUAGCUUGGAGCUACAUGAUAACCAGGAGUCAUAUACAAAGGGAACCCCUGCCCGCCACAAACUCCUGCCAACAGGGGGCACCGUGUUGACCUUAGAGGAGAAAUACACUGCUUUCGUAGACAAGGCCUUUCCUGAUCCUAAUGGUUCUAAGGAAGAGCCCUCCGUUCCUGUGGUGGCAGUUCCCGCUCCAUUUCCUGUGUACCUGAGUCUACCUUACAGGCGAGACUCGUACUUCUGUUUCCAGCAGGAGGAGAAGCGUGCCUGCUUCGUCUCAAUCCUGAACGACUGCAUUCGACAUCAGAACCAAGAUUAUCUGAAGAGCAUGGAAUGUGAGGUGCAGGCUUUCCUAAAGGCCAUUCAUUUUUACAGGCAGGAGAAGGGUCACUAUGAAUCAUGGGAUAUGCUGGUGGGCACUGACUGUCAGGUGCUGGCUAACCUAGUGAUGGAGGAGCUGCUGCCAUCACUGCAGACCGAGCUGUUGCCCAAGCUGAAGGGAAAGAAGCCGGAGAGGAAGAGGGUGUGGUUUGUGACUGUGGAAGCGACGUACGAGCUUGUUCAUGAGCAACUGCGAGAAGGUUUGGAGAGUUUGAAGAACGAGUGCAGAGAAGCCACCAAACAGCAGGAGGCACUCAUUCGCUCAGACAUGGACCAGAUCAUCAACUCGCAAACAUUCCUGGAAACUAAACUGCAAGCUCUUGUAUCAGAGCCAGCCGUGAAAUACUGUUCAGAGAGCGUGGCUCCAUACCUGACCUCAAUCCUGGAGGAGCUGAUGGGUCCGAUCAGCGCAGGCUUCCAGGCCAUGAGGCUGCUGUUGGAGGACGAGCUGACCCGAAUCUGCAAGGAUUUCCCUCAGGGGGGAGUCACGGAUGAACUUCAGAGUGCUUUGCAGCAGCUGGGACGUGACCGGAUGGAGGACUGUUACCAGCACGUGAACGUCCUGAAGGAACAGCUCCAGGAACUCCACAACCGCUUCAAGUUCUCCAACUCGACACGAGUAGUUCACGGCACCCAGAGUCAAAUGCAGCAGUUGAUGGAGAAUGCCGUGCACACAUUUGAGCUCCUGCUUCAGUCUGCCUUAAAGGAUAAACCUGACAAACAGGCCUCAGUCACGGAGAAAGCCAAGCUCCGUGUUCUCAAGCAAUUUGACUAUGACAGCAGCACAAUAAGGAAGAAGAUUUUCCAGGAGGCCCUGGUUGACAUCACUCUGCCAGCCAUCAAGAGAAACCUGGCGCCUGCCUGCAAAACUGAGCUUCAGAAUUUCGAACAGUUCGUCUUUGCUGAUUACACAAACUUCGUUCAAGUGGAGAAUGUCUAUGAGAACAUACUGCUCAACCUUCUGAAUAAUGAAGUUAACAAAGUGGUGAAGGAGGCAGCCAGUCUGAAGAAGAACAACCUGUUUGCUGACAGUACUGACCUGCAGUGUGUUAGUCAAAGCAGCCUGGCUGACAGCCGCACGCCGCCCCUCUCUGCCCCCUCCAGCCCACCACGAAGACCAGCCUCUGUGACUCUCUCUCUACAAGCAGAGCAGAAGAUCACCUCUCGAUCAGGAGGAUCCGUCAGUGAAGACACCCCUCAGAUACAUGAUGCUUCAGUCAUUCCCACAGUGACGAUUACAGUGUCUUCUCCAGAAUCUGUGGAACCUGCAUCACCAUUACAUGUUUCUGAAACAACUCAACCAGAUGUCCCACCAACAUCACCCAUUCCAGAGGUCUCAGAGACUGACGUUUCCUCAACCAAACCAGAAACCACCUCCACUGCAGAAGAUUCAUCUGCUUCACAACCAGAGACACCUUCUAUGACAGCGAAGGAUGAAGUUACAGAGGGAUCGUCGGUUAGUACAGACCGAGCAGUCUAUCUCAACUCAACAGCUGAAGAAACUCUCGUUUCUCCCGUUAUCGCCUCUGAAACUCUACAUUUGGAAGCAGAUGAAGAAAGUGAAGGCGCAAGUCCUCCUAAAUCUGAAGUCGAAGAGGAAUGUGUCCAUGUUGUCCAACCUGACGUUAACACUGAAGUUCUCCCAGACGUAUGUGUUGAAGACAAUGCUGUGGAUAACAAGGCGUGUGAGGGAGCGCCUUCUAGUGAUGAGGAUAGAAACGAAACGCAAGAUGGUCCUGCCCUGGAUGCUUCUCCUCCUCUAGACUCAGUUCCAGAGGGUCCGGCAGGGGUCGCUGUUGUUUUAACAUCAGAGCCGGGGAACCAGAGCGGCGCUGAGAGCACGGAUUCACCGGAGGAGACCGCGGACAGUGUGCAGGCUAUCAGAGAUCUCAUCAUGGAGGUCAUCGAGGUGGAGGACACAGUGAGACCUUGUACUGAAAACAAGCCUUAA